AUGAAGCUACCUCCCAUCGCGGUAGCCUGUCUUUCCGCUCUCGCCAUAGACUCAUGCAGCAACGUCAUCGCGCAACGCCUCAAAGCAUGGAACGAAUCUAAGCCCUUCGUCUUCGACCGCGUCCUCUUUACCCAGUUCGCCAUCAUGGUCGUACUCACCGCGCCCAUCAACUACCACUGGCAGAAUUGGCUCGAGCGCGCGUUUCCGGGCUGGAAGACCGUCAAGCAAACAAGGGCUGUAGGCGAAGGUGAAGAGGAGAAGGGCAUAAUGCUGAGAGGUGAUGGAGAAGGAAAGGGCAUUGUGGAAGAAGAGGUUAGAGUGAGGAACUGGUGGAAUAUCUUCAAGAAGUGGUUUACGGACUGCAUAACCAUGGGCGCGCUACUGAACCAGUCAAUGUUCCUGAUUCUGAUUGGUCUCAUGAAGGGCAAGACAGUUGCGAUGAUUGGGCAGGACUUCAGAAACGAGCUCUUCGGUCUCAUCUUCGAUUCGUACAAGGUCUGGCCGAUUGCCAACUUCUUUAGCACCACCUUCAUCCCUGUCGAGCGUCGUAUUGUCUUCCUCAGCUUCUGCGGUUUACUGUGGAACAUAUAUCUGAGUCUGGUGGCAGCUCGAUUGUAG
Messenger RNA from Alternaria viburni, 618 nucleotides. RefSeq lists its product as uncharacterized. The transcript has 3 exons. The record is from RefSeq and is a predicted model, not a curated record. Gene Ontology annotation, cellular component: cytoplasm; membrane. The coding region runs from base 1 to 618 and encodes 205 amino acids. Lineage: Eukaryota; Fungi; Ascomycota; Dothideomycetes; Pleosporales; Pleosporaceae.